CACCAAGAAGGAAGGGGGACCUAGGAGUUCCAGCUCCCGGGCCGCUUUCAGGGUCCUCCACUGGAGGGAGCGCAGAGCCCAAAGGGAUUUCUUUUUCCAGAGGCCAGAGGGGAGCCCAGUCCCUUGCGAGCCCAAACCCCCGGCGCCUGCGAAAGUUUGAGUAUGGGAGCGGCAGUUUGGGGCGGCACGUCUGUGGCUUGAUAUUGGGUGACUUUCUGGAGGAAAGUUGAUUGCUUUUGAGAGGAGACAGACCCACUUUCCCUUGUCUGUGUCGUCAGAGCUCCAGGGAGGGACCUGGGUAGUCGGAGAAGCCGGAAACAGCGGGCUGGGGCAGCCACUGCUUACACUGAAGAGGAAGGACGGGAGAGGAUUGUGCACCCUCCAAACCCCAGAUCAUGUCUCUGUGGGGUCUGGUCUCCAAAAUGCCCCCAGAAAAACUGCAGCGGCUCUAUGUCGACUUCCCUCAACACCUGCGGCAUCUCCUGGGCGACUGGCUGGAGAACCAGCCCUGGGAAUUCCUUGUCGGCUCAGACGCCUUCUGCUGCAACAUGGCCAGCGCCCUACUUUCUGCCACUGUCCAGCGUCUUCAGGCCUCGGCUGGAGAACAGGGGGAGGGGAGCACCAUCUUGCAACACAUCAGCACCCUGGAGAGCAUAUAUCAGAGGGACCCCCUGAAGCUGGUGGCCACUUUCAGACACAUACUUCAAGGGGAAAAAAAAGCCAUUAUGGAACAGUUCCGCCACCUGCCAAUGCCCUUCCACUGGAAGCAAGAGGAACUCAAGUUUAACACAGUCCUGCGGAGGCUGCAGCACCGAGUGGGGGAAACCUGCCUUCUCCGCAAAGCCCUGCAGCCUGGGGCUGAGGGAGGCCAAGUGUCUUUGCACAGCCUGAUAGAAACUCCUGCCAAUGGGACCGGGCCAAGUGAGGCCCUCGCCACGUUCCUGCAGGAGACUGUCGGGGAGCUGGAGGCUGCCCAGGCCCUGGUGCUGAAGAGGAUCCAGAUUUGGAAACGGCAGCAGCAGCUGGCAGGGAAUGGUGCACCCUUUGAGGAGAGCCUGGCCCCACUACAGGAGAGGUGUGAGAGCCUGGUGGACAUUUACUCCCAGCUGCAGCAGGAGGUGGGGGCGGCUGGUGGGGAGCUUGAGCCCAAGACCCAGGCAGCGCUGAUUAGCCGGCUGGAUGAAGUCCUGCGAACCCUCAUCACCAGCUCUUUCCUGGUGGAAAAGCAGCCCCCCCAGGUUCUGAAGACUCAGACCAAGUUCCAGGCCGGGGUUCGAUUCCUGCUGGGCCUGAGGUUCCUGGCGGCCCCAGCCAAGCCUCUGAUGGUCAGGGCCGACAUGGUAACCGAGAAGCAGGCGAGGGAGCUGAGCAUGCCCCAGGGGCCCGGGGCUGGAGCAACUCAAGUGGGGAGAUGGAGAUUAGGGGCCAGUAGUCCAGGCCAUUCGCCGGUGGACUCAAGCUCCUGCCACUCCUGGCCCAGUUGGGAUGAGCCACUUUCUGACUUGCCUGGCAGAGAAAGCACUGGGGAAAUCAUUAACAACACCGUGUCCCUGGAGAACAGCAUUCCCGGGAAUUGCUGCUCUGCCCUGUUCAAGAACCUGCUUCUGAAGAAAAUCAAGCGGUGCGAACGGAAGGGCACAGAGUCUGUCACCGAGGAGAAGUGUGCCGUGCUCUUUUCCACCAGCUUCACGCUCAGCCCCAACAAACUCCCUAUCCAGCUCCAGGCCCUGUCUCUGCCCCUAGUGGUCAUCGUCCACGGCAACCAAGACAACAAUGCCAAAGCCACCAUUCUGUGGGACAACGCCUUCUCUGAGAUGGACCGCGUGCCCUUUGUGGUGGCUGAGCGGGUGCCCUGGGAGAAGAUGUGUGAAACUCUGAACCUCAAGUUCAUGGCUGAGGUGGGGACCAACCGGGGGUUACUCCCAGAGCACUUCCUCUUCCUGGCCCAGAAGAUCUUUACCGACAACAGCCUCAGCAUGGAGGCCUUCCAGCACCGUUCUGUGUCCUGGUCACAGUUCAACAAGGAGAUCCUGCUGGGUCGUGGCUUCACCUUUUGGCAGUGGUUUGACGGCGUCCUGGACCUCACCAAACGCUGUCUCCGGAGCUACUGGUCAGAUCGGUUGAUCAUCGGCUUCAUCAGCAAACAGUACGUCACUAGCCUUCUUCUCAACGAGCCUGAUGGAACAUUCCUCCUUCGGUUCAGUGACUCAGAGAUUGGGGGCAUCACCAUUGCCCAUGUCAUCCGGGGCCAGGAUGGCUCCCCACAGAUAGAGAACAUCCAGCCAUUUUCUGCCAAAGACCUGUCCAUUCGCUCACUUGGUGACCGAAUCCGGGACCUUGCUCAGCUCAGAAACCUCUACCCCAAGAAACCCAAGGACGAGGCUUUCCGGAGCCACUACAAGCCUGAGCAGAUGGGUAAGGAUGGCAGGGGUUAUGUCCCAGCUACAAUCAAGAUGACUGUGGAAAGGGACCAGCCACUUACCACCCCUGAGCCCCAAAUGCCUACCAUGAUGCCCUCUUACGAUCUUGGAAUGGUCCCUGACUGCUCCGUGAACAUGCAGCUCGGCCCAGAUAUGGUGCCCCAGGUGUUCCCACCACGCUCUCACUCCAUCCCCUCAUAUCCAGCCCUUCCCCGGGAAGAAUCGGUCAAUGUGCUGCCAGCCUUCCAGGAACCUCACCUGCAGAUGCCGGCCAACCUGAGUCAGAUGAGCCUGCCCUUUGACCAACCUCACCCGCAGGGCCUGCUGCCGUGCCAGCCUCAGGAGCAUGCCGUGUCCAGCCCCGAGCCCUUGCUCUGCUCAGAUGUGACCAUGGCGGAAGAGAGCUGCCUGAGGCAGUCUGUGGGAGGAUUCCCUCAAGGCACCUGGGUCCGUGAAGACAUGCUCCCGCCCUUGCUGCCUCCCACUGAACAGGACCUCACCAAGCUUCUCUUGGAGGGGCAAGGAGGGUCAGAGGGAGGGUCCUUGGGAGCCCAACCCCUCCUGCAGCCCUCCCGCUAUGGGCAGUCUGGGAUCUCAAUGUCCCACCUGGACCUAAGGGCUAACCCCACUUGGUGAUCCCAGCUGGAGGGAGAGCCCAGAGAGACAGCUCUCCUGCCCCCAUGGACCUGCUGUGAACACCUGCCUGUGCUCCUGCCAAGCAGCAGCUGGGGAGGGUGUCCUCCUAUCCCCACCUACUCCCUGGUCAGGAGGAAAAGACUUUGCCAGGAGAAUGUACAGUGGGUGGAAAAUAUCUACUCCUUCCCUCCCACCACACACCCCUGCCCUCCCCUUUCCAAAUACUGGAAGGGAAAUUCAGGUUCCAAGUGAGACACGCCCCAAAACGCCUGCACACGCAGCACACACACACACACACACACACA
This is a messenger RNA of Balaenoptera acutorostrata (minke whale), 3361 nucleotides long. It is a transcript of the gene STAT6, whose product is annotated as signal transducer and activator of transcription 6. Gene Ontology annotation, molecular function: DNA-binding transcription factor activity, RNA polymerase II-specific; RNA polymerase II cis-regulatory region sequence-specific DNA binding. The record is from RefSeq and is a predicted model, not a curated record. The coding region runs from base 396 to 3056 and encodes 886 amino acids. The transcript has 23 exons. Gene Ontology annotation, biological process: defense response; response to peptide hormone; regulation of cell population proliferation. NCBI's taxonomy places the organism in Eukaryota, Metazoa, Chordata, Mammalia, Artiodactyla, Balaenopteridae.